Molecule: messenger RNA, 2768 nt
Organism: Corticium candelabrum
Lineage: Eukaryota; Metazoa; Porifera; Homoscleromorpha; Homosclerophorida; Plakinidae
Exons: 1
Coding region: 1397-2191 (264 amino acids)
Source: RefSeq, a predicted model, not a curated record
CAUGCAUCUGUGGAUGGUCUCUGGGGAUUCGCUCGAUUCUUUCUCUUUUAAAAAGCAGUUCUCAGAUGUCCUCCUAGGGGAGGCAAGAAGAAGCAAGUUAUUGUCAAGACUAUUCUGUUGUCACGUAUUCGAAGGUGGAAGGAAGGCAAUUUGGUAUCUCUUUGGGAACAGGCGAGAUUAGAUUCUUGUCGUAGUGGCAAGAAUUUCAAUGCGAACCAUACAUCUCUUUGAGUCAGCGAAUGCCAAACGAGCUCUUCAUUGGCCAGAGAGGGCCGAUAUGAUGAUGCCAUGCGCUCGCUGUCCUCCUCUGGUUGUGCUCCUCACGAUGACCUUUCUGCAGUUUCUGAACUACAAGAGAGACAUCCAUAUCAUUCUCUCCCAGUCUGGAAUACUGAGAUUCCUGCUCCACUUGUUGUUACCUCAAGUUCUGUUUUGGAGGCUUUAUGUGGAUUUCCAAAAGCAUCUAGCCCAGGCGGAUCUAAGCUAAGAUGCCAGCACCUACUUGAUGUCAUUGAGGGUUCUACUACACCUUCAGCCCAAGAUUGUUUAGCAAAUUUGACUGAUUUGGUCUGUUUUCUUCUUUCUGGUCAAGCUCAUCCUUCUAUAGCUCCAUGGCUCACAAGCACUCCUCUCACUGCCUUAUACAAGAAGCAGGGAGGUAUUCGUCCAAUUGCAGUAGGGGAGGUCUUGAGAUGCCUAACAAGUCGUUUGUGUUGCUCAGCAGUACGACAGAAUUGUCCAGAUGUCUUCUUGCCUGCUGGUCAGAUUGGUGUAGGCAUCCGUGGUGGCUUGGAAGCUGCAGUCCACUCCCUGUCUACAGUUCUUGACAGUCAAGGAAGCAAUCCUGACUUAUAAUGUUUGAAAAUCGAUUUCUCAAACGUGUUUAAUGAACGUAACCGUUCUUCUUUUCUUGACCGAGUUCACAAAGAUUUUCCCGAGAUUUUUGCAUGGACUCAAUGGUGCUACCACUGUGAAGGAGGAUUACGAUUUGGCGACGUUUCUAUAAAAUCAGCAAGUGGAGUCCAGCAAGGAGACCCAUUGGGUCCUCUUCUCUUCUCUGAAGUCAUUCUCAACCUUUUGGAUGAUAUAGCGCCUAUUCCAAAUCUAUGUCUUCAAAUUUGGUAUCUGGAUGAUGGCACCUUUGUUGGCUCACGUUCAUCUGUGGCAGGUCUUCUGAAUCAGUUGUCUUCAAUUGGCCCUUCCCAUGGGUAACAUCUCAAUAUGAGUAAAUGUGAAGUCUUUUGGCUUUCAGGCGACAGGUCUUUUCCAAAUUUCCAAUCGAAGUCCAAAGGGUUGAAGAUUCACUUGGAGGAGCUGAGCUGUUGGGAUCACCUAUGUUUGGAUCUGACUCUUUCUUUAUGUCAAGUACUGCCAAACGUAUUGACAAGGUCUUGCUAUGUCAAAAUCAUCUUCAAGAUUUACAGGACCCCAAGUGGAGCUUCAUCUGCUAUGCACAUGUCUCAGCAUAUGCAAGAUCAACCAUCUACUGAGGACUGUUUCUCAUGACAAAAUCUCUCUUCAGUUGAGUAGAUUCGAUAAUGGCAUGGGCAAAUGUUUAGAGAGGAUUUCACGAUCCUCUUUACCUGACUCAGCUUGGUCUCAAGCCACACUACCUAUUCGUUUUGGAGAACUGGGUUUGAGAGAAGCAUGCAAUUCAUACUCAGCAGCCUUUAUCGGCAGUUGUAACUCCACGAGGGAUUUAUCCUGCCAGUUGCUAAAAACUUUUGUCUCUUCAUUUGUUGCAGAGGAAGCAACUGUAUCAAGUAACCAUCCAGACUUGAUUGUUCCUGGUGAACUUCAAUCUCGUGAACACCUGAACUCGAUUCUUACUGCAAACAGCACUAUUUGUCUAACAACGUCUAAACAACAUGACAUUCAAGUCAUCCUCAACUCUUCUUUGCAAUCACAAAUCAAGGCUUCUGCCAGUCUUCGAGACAAAGCACGGCUAAAUACAAUUUCAGCUCCUUUCACAGGUUCAUGGAUUAGGGCAAUACCCAACCCUGUCUUCGGCCUUACCAUGUCUGCACAGGAGUAUAUUGUGUCUGCAUCUUUGGCUGGGCAUUUGCUUAUUUCCUCUUCCACCUUCUUCCAGCAGGUGCUACUGUGGUUCCAUUUUGGACAGUCACAGAGAUCGUGUUCUAGGCUGCCACAGUGGCUCCCUGAGAAACAAAUGUCACAAUGCUUUGUGUGACAUUAUAUUUCAUUGUCUCUGGACGAACAACUCAGGAACUCGACGUGAACAACGCUGUACUAGUGAGAAUCAAUCAAGACCAGGAGACGUCUUUCACUCUGAUUUUUUGCAAAGUCGUCCCGCAUAUUUUGAUCCCUCUGUCAGAAAUUCUCUUCAACCAUCUUAUAUUAUCUUUUCCGCCAACACAGCUGGUACUGCUGCUGCAGCAGGGGAGAUGGAAAAAGAUCAUCGCCAUCUUUUGAACGUUGAGUGUACUGGUUCUCUCUUCUAUCCUCUAGUGGUAGAGACGAUUGGUCUAUGGUCUUCAUCCAGCCUCGAAGUACUCAAAGACAUCGCUAGGAAGACUACCAUCACCAGUGGACUUACUAUUAGCAAGGCUUCAACCUACUUACAUAAACGUUUAUCUGUCUGUUUGUGGAAAUAUAAUUCAAAAAUGAUUUUAGCGUUAUUAGCUGUUAGCUCUGUUUCUGAUAAACGGGACUCAUACAUGUAUGUUUAGAGUUGUAUUAUGCGCUCACCUUUAGGUGGUGGGACUAUAAUUAUAUUAUAACAUUGAGAGUAUAUAUAUUAUACAUGU